Molecule: messenger RNA, 1115 nt
Organism: Aegilops tauschii subsp. strangulata
Lineage: Eukaryota; Viridiplantae; Streptophyta; Magnoliopsida; Poales; Poaceae
Biological process (GO): regulation of DNA-templated transcription
Molecular function (GO): sequence-specific DNA binding; DNA-binding transcription factor activity
Source: RefSeq, a predicted model, not a curated record
CAUCUCCAGCACUCGAGGCCGUACCAGCCAAAGGAUCGAUCAGCGCCGACCAACUGCCAGGACACUUGAAGGUUUUUGCCGGGCGGCAACACCAGCGCACGGCGAGGUUUGCAAGAGAAGCCACCGUGGCCAUGAGGGGCAGCAACAUGCUCAGCUCCAGUGGGAGCAACAAAAGGACGCUGCAGCAGGAUUGCAGUGGCGGCAGCCAUGCCCAGGAGCACACCAAGAAGAAGUCUCGCAUCGGCAUGAGAACAGACUACACAUAUGCACCGUAUCAUGAUGGAUUCCAGUGGAGAAAAUAUGGGCAGAAGGUGAUCCGGGGCAAUGCCUUCCCAAGGUGCUACUACAGGUGCACGUACCACCAGGAUCAUGGCUGUUCGGCGAGCAAGAACGUGGAGCAGCACAACUCGGCGGACCCGCCGCUGUUCCGCGUGGUCUACACGAACGAUCACACAUGCAGCGGCGCUGCUGCUUCCGCAUCGGACUACAUGGCCUCGUCGAUGCACAUCCAGCAGAUCGCCGACGCCUCUCUGAGGAAGGCCGACACGGAACCGGAAAGGCCGCCGCGCCCGCAGCAGCCUCGCUCCGGCGGUGGCUACGCCGCGGCGAUAAAAGAGGAGAAAGACGCCAUCGUCUCCUCCCUGCUCACCGUCAUCAGAGGCAGCUGUGACGUUGUGAAAUCUGACGCUGCGCACGAGGGCUACAGCAGUGCGUCGCUGGCUAGUAACUGCUACGCGAUGUCAUCACCGUCGGUGGCCGGAGGUAGCCGUGAGGGUAGUAGCAGCUCUUCGGUUUCGCCAGUGGUGCUGCCGGCGCCAGAUGACAUGGGAUUGGGACUGGACUUCAUGGUGGAGUCCCACUGGUUCGAGCCUUUGGAUUUGGGUUGGUUCGUAGAAUAGUUGAGUACCUGAGUGUGUGCAUUCGAUUAUCCUAACACGACGUCCUUUUUUCCUGAGAUGUGGUGGGGGUUAGACAUGCUACUCACCAUAUCUCAAGUGAGAAUCUAGCUGGGUGGGUGAGUUCACAACUGUUUUUGCUCACCAUUGCACUCUAGAAGAGUUCUCGAUGACGUCAUGCACCCAUCCAUUUUUCUCUCUAUAGGGAGAGACAAAGAG